This is a messenger RNA of Tribolium madens (black flour beetle), 1250 nucleotides long. RefSeq names its product serine-threonine kinase receptor-associated protein (gene wmd). The coding region runs from base 108 to 1091 and encodes 327 amino acids. Gene Ontology annotation, molecular function: protein binding; RNA binding. Gene Ontology annotation, cellular component: SMN complex. The transcript has 5 exons. The record is from RefSeq and is a predicted model, not a curated record. Lineage: Eukaryota; Metazoa; Arthropoda; Insecta; Coleoptera; Tenebrionidae. Gene Ontology annotation, biological process: spliceosomal snRNP assembly.
GUGUUGACGCUGUCAAAUUCAGUUCGCUUUCUGAACUCCUCGUGUAGUGUGGUGUGUAGGUUUUAGUAUAAUUUUUUGUACCGUUUGACCUAAUAAAAUAGAAAACUAUGGCAAAUCUCCGUCAAACCCCCUUAACCUGUAGCGGCCACACUCGCCCCGUCGUUCACUUGGACUUCAGUUCGGUGACAAAAUACGGUUAUUUCCUAAUUUCGGCAUGCAAAGACGGCAAGCCCAUGCUGCGCCAGGGGGACACCGGCGACUGGAUCGGCACCUUCGAGGGCCACAAGGGGGCGGUUUGGGGCGUCGCGCUCAACAAGGACGCCACCAAGGCCGCCAGCGGCGCCGCCGACUUCACAGGCAAAGUGUGGGACGCCAACUCGGGCGAGGAACUCCACUCCUUCCAGCAUAAACAUAUCGUUAAAAGUGUCAACUUUUCCAAAGACAGUGCCUUGUUGGCAACGGGAAGCAACGAGAAACUCGUCAGAAUAUUCGAUUUGAAUAAACCUGAAGCGAAACCUGAGGAGUUUACGGGGCACACUUCCGGGAUAAGACACGUGAUUUUUUUCAGGAACGACACGCAUCUGGUCUCGUGUGCUGAUGACAAGACUCUGAGAGUCUGGGAUAGGAGUUCCGGAAAAGAAGUCCAAAAAAUCGACUUUCCAUCUAUUCCAAACAGCCUUGAAGUGUCACGAGACGGCACUGUCCUCACAGUAACUCACUCAAAUCACGUCACAUUCCUCGAUUCCGAAUCUCUAAACAAAAUUAGAGAAUUUUCCGUUCCUACGACAGUCAAUUCAGCGUCCUUGCAUCCCGAUAAAACGAUUUUUGUCGCCGGAGGCGACGAUUUAAAGGUCUACAAAUUCGAUUACACGACUGGAAACGAAAUUGAAUCGUUUAAAGGCCACUUUGGCCCCGUCCACUGUGUCAAAUUCUCCCCCGACGGUGAACUAUAUGCUUCCGGGUCCGAGGACGGUACUUUACGACUAUGGCAAACCACAAUUGGUAAAACUUAUGGUCUUUGGAAAUGCGUUGAUGGGCCCCAGAUGAAUAACGACUCAAUUUCUUCACCGAAAGAAGUACCCGCGAUUUAGUUUGACGAAAUUUGUUUCCUCCUUUCUCAAAUCCAAGUAAAUCGUAGUUCUUUCACGAUUAGGUGAAAAGAAGACGAAAAACUGUUCUCAAUGACUUGCAAAGUGCUUUAUUUAUAUUACAUUGUUUUUCUUUGAAUAUUUAAUAAAAAAUGCGAGAUA